UUUAGGAUAGGAGAAAUGGGUUUGCUUGUUAGAGUAGCAACCACUGCGAUCCCAUUCUCUUCUUCUAAGCUCUCCACCAAAAUGAGUUUCCCCCAUAAAACAACCAUUGCUUCAGCUUCUGCUUCUGCUUCUGCUUCUGCUUCCUCCACUAACUCUAACAAUGGUAGAAAACUUCCGAUUCUUCUUUUCGAUAUAAUGGAUACAAUCGUUCGCGACCCUUUUUACCAUGACAUCCCUUCUUUCUUUGGGAUGUCGUUUGAGGAAUUGAUAGAAAGCAAGGACCCAACUGCUUGGAUAGAGUUUGAAAAGGGGAUUAUCGAUGAGAUUGAGCUGUCCAAAAAAUUCUUCAAAGAUGGAAGACCUUUUGAUUUGGAAGGACUAAAAAAUUGUAUGAGGGGAGGCUAUUCCUACAUAGAUGGUGUUGAAGAGCUGCUUAAUGAUUUAAAACAAAACAACCAUGAGAUGCAUGCUUUUACAAAUUAUCCCAUCUGGCAUACAAUAAUUGAGGAGAAGCUACACAUUUCAAAGUACUUAUCGUGGACAUUUUGUUCAUAUCUAUAUGGGAAGAGAAAGCCUGAUCUUGAUUUCUAUUUGGAAGUGCUGACACACCUUAAAGUUGAUCCAACAAGCUGUAUCUUUGUUGACGACAGGUUGAAAAACGUGGAAGCUGCAGCUGAAGUUGGGAUAGUUGGCCUACAUUUCAAAAAUGCCAAGCUACUGCGAGAAGAUCUCUCUCGGAUCUCAGUGUUAUAGGACAUCACAAACCACAAGAUUAGCCUAUAUCUUGUGUCACGAUGAAUCACUUUUCACUUCAUCGCCUGAAAAUCACCAUCUCAUUUUUCUCACUGUUUAUAUGCCAUGAUUACCAUUGUUAUUGUUCAACAGAAACAAACAUAACUGCGUGAUAGGCAAGGUUCCAAAGGACAGAUUUUUACUUUCUUAUUAAUUUAUAUCAAAUGAACGUAAAAAGUUAUCAUGACUUUGAUAAGAUCGACAAAGAUGUUCCAUAUCAUGAAGAAAAAGAGCAUGAGCGUCGUUCUCAAGUGCCAUCUACCGAUAUUCCUCUUGUUAAUCAAGUAUUUGCCAUUUGAAAGGUUAUAAUGCUCCCCGGCAAGUAAGUUUUUCAACUGGCUUUUUGGCUUUUCAUCUAGUCUCAUUUGUAAAGUCCAUUCAUAAACUACUCGAGAAAGUUAUGACUUAGCUGAUAAAAUACAGUUUCUUUCGUGUUUGUAGAUAAAUCUAGUCAAACAUACACUUGCCCACUUUUGAAUAAUGAGUAAGAAAUAUGUCAUGUAAUAUGGAAUUGAAUUUUCAAUAUGAUUGUGGGUUAUCUGGAAAA
Mercurialis annua (annual mercury) is the source of this 1339-nucleotide messenger RNA. Its product is annotated as flavin mononucleotide hydrolase 1, chloroplatic. The transcript is spliced from 7 exons. The record is from RefSeq and is a predicted model, not a curated record. Lineage: Eukaryota; Viridiplantae; Streptophyta; Magnoliopsida; Malpighiales; Euphorbiaceae. The coding region runs from base 16 to 753 and encodes 245 amino acids.